AGGUUGUCUGGGAACCCGCUGAAUUUGGAACUCUCAAGGUUAAUGUUGAUAAUACUACAUCAUUUCUAAUCUCGAUGGAGAGGCAGAGGUCUUUCGAAGUUCUUCAUGUUGAUGAUGAAACUUUUAACCUAGAGAAUGAUAGUCUUGUCGAAAGUGUCUACUUGGUUUCUGAGCAAGCUGUUUCUGAUGAAUCACCUUCUUACACUGAGGUUUCGAAGUCUGACAAGUCAGAGGAUUCUCUAUCCACAUCGACGUUCGAUUUCGUCAAACUGGACUGCGACCAAAACCAUGCUGCCAUUACACAACCCUCUGCAUCUUGUAACUUGGACCAGUUACAUUGUCUAAGCAUACCUAAUGAGCAAGAUCCAACUAUUGUAUAUGAACAAUCAUGUAUCCAAUCGUCAACGUACUCUGAAAUAAAUGCGUCUGAUCGGAUACAUUUUUACUUCCGUGAUUUUCUUUUGGGAGGCAUAAUUUUCAGUUUGCUUUUAGGUCAUAUGCUAUAUUCUGAACAAUGUUAUAAAAAUAGAAUUGCUGGUUGUGAAAUUGAACGUGACAAAUUAUCAACAAACAUUUCUUUUCUAUCGACUGAAAUUUUACAAAAAGAUACAGCAUAUCGACACCUGGAAAUUAAACAUAAACACCUUAAAAAUGUAACAAAUCAAUUGCAUUCAGAUAUAUCUAUACUAACAGCUGAAUUACGUGACAAAGCCCUAGCUUACAAUGAAUUAAAAUCAGACUACAAAUAUGUCAGUGAUAAAAUGAAAGAGUUAACCAAUGAAUUGCGAAAAUUGAAAUUUGCGCUUAUGGAUUUGAAACGCUCUUCGCUAUUUUUUCCCGGUAUCAGAUUGAUCAAAGAUAUCUUGUGUAAAAUUUUAAGCGUCUGCCCUGAUCUAGAUGGAGAGUAGACAAAUAAAUGGAUUAAAAUUGAGCCGUGUCUUCGGGACAGAAUAAAGGAUAAUAUAUUUUUCUUUUCUCAGUUGUUUUCGUCAUCACAUUUCCUUAUCUCGUUAAGUUUUAUUUUGCGUAAUUUUGGCGUAAUUUCGUCUAAAAUCUCUUUUAUCUUACAGCUGCUAAUGUAAACAUUUAUACCAAAAGAUUACUUAUAAUUUAUCUUCGUUAUAUACUUCAUCUUGAGAAUUUUCCUUCAAGUAAUUACGUCACAGUUUAAACAGUAUCAUAUAAACUAUAACACAAAUAGUCCGAAAUAAAUUCAUACAAAAAUAGAAUGAAGUCUCGAUCUAUUCGGUUCUUCUCCAAUAAAUAAAUAAUGUACCACUAUGCUUCUCUUGUUUACGAUAUAUAUUUCAAUUAUUUGGUUCUGAUAUAGUUUGAUUUUAACUAAUUUGCAG
This is a messenger RNA of Schistosoma margrebowiei, 1352 nucleotides long. The record is from the annotation of a GenBank genome assembly. NCBI's taxonomy places the organism in Eukaryota, Metazoa, Platyhelminthes, Trematoda, Strigeidida, Schistosomatidae.